AUAUUACUCAUGAGCUUCUAGUGACGUCAUAGUCAUGCAUAUUCAUUACGCGCUCUACUGUCGUACCAUUUUAUGCUACCCAUCAUGUGUUGCGCUAGCUGAGACCACAACGCGGUGUCGUCUGCACACGAAAGUUCGUUAAAUUUCUUCGAAUUUAGGGACUGUUUUAGGUACAUUUUGCCAGAAUGAAGAGAUCUGCUGAAUCACAGGAAGGCCACGGUGAUGAGAGGCAUUUCAAGCGCGUCAGUCGCCAGCUGGACUCCAAAAUAUUACCACCACACAGUCGAAGGGACGGCGGAUCGUACACAGGUCCUGUGCCGAGAACGUUUGCAGUGAGGCCCACGACAAACUUUACCGGCCAGUUUCCCUUCUUCAGCCGGCCUCGCGAACUCGGUCACUUCUCCCUCGAAAUUGAUAGGAGUUUUGUCAAUGACGACAGGCAUCUUAAGCACUAUUACCCGCCAAGUAAAGAAUCGGAUCUUGAUCUAGAUUUGAGACAAGGAUUUGAAACUUUUGUGAAGAGAGACGACAAUGUGAAAGAGAGAUUGAAUAACGUCAUGAAGUGGAUCAUCCACAAUAAGCAACAUUUCCUGAAACCAGAGAGAACUGUUGGCGUGCACUACGAUACUGAGACAGAUGACAUGAUAGAAAGCUUAGGCAUCGACUUCAUAGCAUGGCGUGGCCACUUCACCAAGUUCCUGUGCACACCCAACGAGAAUCGUGAGGGCUGGGAGAUGGCUGUGACGCUCUUCAGAGGGACCAUCUACAUCAGCGAGGUAGAGACGGAACAGGAUAGACAGCACAGGCUGGAAAUGAACCACUGGGAGAAGCAGUGCAUGUACGGAGGCUACAAGUUUGAGCAAUAUGUUACCAGUGAUGGCAAGAAAGCACCGGACCCGAGUCAACCAGUCAACAACAUUGAGGCCUUCUGCACUGUGGUGCGUUCAGACCUCGGUCCCUUCAAGCUGCUGUACAGCGGAGAGGUAGACUGUCUCCAGCCAGGGUCCACACUGAAACCGCCGGAGAACUACCUGGAGCUGAAGACUAGUCGCAAGUGGUACACGCAUAAGAAUGAGAGCAGCUUCUACAGAUACAAGUUGUUGAAGUGGUGGGCCCAGUCAUUCCUAGUCGGCAUUCCAGAGGUCAUCUGUGGUUUCCGGGAUGAUGACGGAGUCGUUCAAGAGAUCAAACAUUUCAAGACAAUGGAGAUGCCCAAACAUUCCAUGGGAAGCUGGGAUGGCUCGGUCUGCUUUAACUUCUUGCUGAAGCUCCUUGCUUUUAUCAAGUCAGUAGCUGUCAUUGAUGAUCCAAGCAUGGUGUACCUCUUUGAGCGGAAACCAGGCGAGAGCGUCAUCUCCUACACAGAGCACAGGGCAGACGGGCAGCAGUUUAUACCAGAAUGGUACAUCAGUGCCUUCAAGAAUGACAGCAGUGCAUCAUCUGCGGAAGCCAAGGCUAUAUAGCCCAAAUUCUAGCAUCAGUGGAGUUUUUAUGUUAACUGAAAUGCCUUACCAAAUCCAUGCGCCCAUUAAGACUAAUGGCAUAUGAAGUAACCUGUCACCACGAAAUGAGCUUAAAGUUGGAAAUGGCCUUUUUGCAGUACAGUUGGACGAAGCUUAAAUAUGAAGGGUCGGUCGCUUUUUUUUGUUUUCAGGUGAACCUGGAUCUUAAGUCCUGUGACUACCUUUCUCCAAUAGACCACUAUCGUGUUGCGGCCAUCUUGACUUUUUUCCCAUUCAAAUCAACGUAACUAAGCGAGGCUGUAAGGAAAAAAUAGUCUGGUUCAUUAUCAGUCAGUAAUGUUAUUGGAUACAGGGAACAUGACUGAAAUGGUGGUAGCAUGAUAAAGGUCUACAUGUAUAUAUUUUUGUUCUGUCAUCUUUAAAGCCUAUUUCAUCCUGUUUUUUAAUAAAAAAAAGGUUGACUGUGCCUUCACACUGUAACACAACUGCAAGAUAUUUGCAUGUCAUUUUCUCAAGAAUCAGUUUUAACACUUCAAGUUAGUUGGUGGUCCAUGUUUCCCUUACUGAACUCAGUACCCCAAAACGUUGUAUACCAUUCCAAAGCUCUUGUUCUGCAGAAUCCAGAUGUUCUUAAAGUCUGACUUUAAGCUCGUUUUGUGAUGAGGUCACAUAUUUUGAAUGAGACAAACUUUUACAUAAACAGAUUUAAAAAAAACUUUUUAAAUGUGAAUUUUAACGCAGCUAAGGUGCUUGUGUUUUUGAGCAGUAUUCACUAUGCAAAGCCCCUUGUUACCCAGCAUGUAUCAAAGACCUGCCAUCACAAAUUGGGUCAAUGUUGAAUCGCAAAAUGGGUAAGAAUGCCCACUUUUUGAAUUAUGGUUUGUAAAAUGUGAAAUUAUUGUAGAUGGAAGGGAACAUUCAAGACUGACAAUCUAUCAGGUUUGGAAUGGGAAAUACUUGCUAUUCAGUGUUCAUGCUCAGAAGUAUUGUAAAUAGGAUUUUUUACAUACAUGUUAUUUGAGGAAAUAUUGUACAUCUUAUUAUUUUUAACCAAAAAAGGUGGUAGAGGUACUUUAGUACACAAUUUUUCUGGAAUUUUGAUUUCUCGUUUAUAAAUUUAAAAAAGAAUUCAUACUUCGAAUUGCAUUUUAUUCUGUCUUUUGAUUUAAUGCUUGUCGUUUGGAGAGAUUUUGGAGGUCACACGACUAGCAUGAGAGAAGAAAGCGUUCAAAAUUCUUCAAAACCAAAAGUCUGUUGGUGCAUUGUAAAGCCAUGCCGUUUUGGAGACUCGGUCAAGUGUAUGUAUAGCUGACAAUACAAUACAUGUACAAGUGAAAUGUGUAAAAUUGUAAUGCAUUUUUAUUUCUACUUUUUAAAUAACCAGCUUCCAUCUCUUUCAAGUUUUUAUAUAUUUAGAUUUUGCUUGUUCUUGAUCCUGGUUGGCUGAAACGUGGUCACGUGUGAUUCACUUAUAUAGGCUUAUGUGUAUGAAAUUUGCGUCGGCGUGAACUAGACACGCGGCGAGACAUUGUGCGCGCGUAAUUUCCAGAGUAUAGUGCCUGAUCAGGCACUAUACUCAAAAUAUUUUGAUUGGUAACAGCACUCUCUGAAACAACUCAAACCCAAAAAUUUAAUUUAGGGAAACUAAAAGCAUUCCUUUAAUUGUUGAAUUGCCGACAGCUGAAUUGCUUAUGAGUUAAUUGUUGAAUUAAAACAGUUUCAUAAUAAAACCCUGAAA
This is a messenger RNA of Patiria miniata (bat star), 3201 nucleotides long. RefSeq names its product decapping and exoribonuclease protein-like (gene dxo). Gene Ontology annotation, cellular component: cytosol; nucleus. Gene Ontology annotation, molecular function: mRNA 5'-diphosphatase activity. Gene Ontology annotation, biological process: NAD-cap decapping; nuclear-transcribed mRNA catabolic process. The transcript has 6 exons. Bases 186 to 1463 code for a protein of 425 amino acids. The record is from RefSeq and is a predicted model, not a curated record. NCBI's taxonomy places the organism in Eukaryota, Metazoa, Echinodermata, Asteroidea, Valvatida, Asterinidae.